Morone saxatilis (striped sea-bass) is the source of this 546-nucleotide messenger RNA. RefSeq names its product persephin. The transcript has 2 exons. The record is from RefSeq and is a predicted model, not a curated record. Gene Ontology annotation, molecular function: growth factor activity; receptor tyrosine kinase binding; glial cell-derived neurotrophic factor receptor binding. Bases 1 to 546 code for a protein of 181 amino acids. Lineage: Eukaryota; Metazoa; Chordata; Actinopteri; Moronidae.
AUGAGGUCCCUGUUGAAGCUGGUCGUGAUUCUGUUUUGCGUCCAGAGAGGAGAGAGCCACUUGCUGAGAUCGCUGAUUGGUCAGAAACAAGAAACAGCAUCUCCACACACGUCACCCAACAAUGACAAGAGAAGCAGAGAUUCGGCUGCUGCAGGCGACUCAACAGAAGCUUCUGGAGCCGGGCCAUCACCCGACCCCAUGAUCCCGAUCCCAGUCCGCUCACGGCGCUCUACACUAGACUCCCAGUGCGGCCUGCGCUCCAUCCUACUGCAGGUUCGAGACCUCGGGCUGGGCUACGACUCAGACGAAACCGUCCUCUUCAAGUACUGCAGUGGGACGUGUCCCCACGUUCGCUCCAACCACGACCUCACCCUAACCAACCUGCUGCUAAGCGGGGUGCUCCCUCAACCAGUGCCUGGGGAGCUGUGGCACAACGCGCCCUGCUGCAGGCCCACCGACCACGAGGACAUGGCCUUCCUCGACAACUCGCACCGCUGGCACAAGGUGGAGAAGCUGUCGGCUGCGGGCUGCAGCUGCGUGGGCUAG